Molecule: messenger RNA, 4790 nt
Organism: Mycetomoellerius zeteki
Lineage: Eukaryota; Metazoa; Arthropoda; Insecta; Hymenoptera; Formicidae
Gene: ClC-a
Product: chloride channel protein 2
Exons: 14
Coding region: 939-3773 (944 amino acids)
Biological process (GO): chloride transport; transmembrane transport
Cellular component (GO): plasma membrane
Molecular function (GO): voltage-gated chloride channel activity
Source: RefSeq, a predicted model, not a curated record
CGCCACCGUCGCCGUUUGCCGCCGAUGUAGGAUUUUGAAUUUCCUGCAAACAUAGAGAGUGACUGAAAUCUCGGCCGCUUCAUUCAUACACCUAUCAGUCGGCUCACGACCGUCCAGCCGGGCAGUCAGAGGCGCUCGCGAAGCGCGCGCUCGCUGCGUCUCGCCGUCACAAGCGAUUUCGCGCCGCAGUCGCGACGAUCGACGAUCCUUGACUGAAAAGCCCCGCACUCCGCGAGGUAAACCACGUUCACGGAUCCGGGUGAUAUUAUCGUUUCCUCAUACGAGCGACUCGAAGUUCCAGGCGACGUCUUGGAAGAUAAUUUUGCCUAAUCUUCUCUGCUCCGAAUCGGUAAUUUCGGAGAGAGACACGGAUUUUUUUAAAUAAAACAUCUCCCAGAGAAAGAGUUUUUUAAGAGUGUUAAUUAUUUCGAUAGUUUAACGAUUUUCACGUAUACGUCUGUCUGAAAGUGUCCACAUUUUGAGAUCUUCGUCCAAACAGAAUUUCGCGAAAUACUUCACGGAAGAACAGUCUCUCAUUUUCUAGUUGAAUUCUUGAGUUGACAUAAUCAGAACUGUAAUCUUCUGGAAAAUAGAAACACCGAGAAACAUCAUUCUAUGACGCUGAUUGUUGUGCAUCCAAAGUGAAGAGUGUCAUCGAUGAAUUGCCGCCGCUACAAAGAGAAGGAACGACGAAGAAGAAGGAGAUCCGGUAUCUUUGACGAACUAAUCGUGGACCAAACUUUCUUCAUCUUUUUUGAGUUUCCACCCUCCCAGAGAGGCGCAGUUUUUCGGAAAAAACGCUAGAUUCAUCUGUGAUUCUUCCCACACUCAUCUUUCCUUUUUUUUCUGACGUUUUCGCCACCUUUUUUUAGAAACGAUUUUUUAUGGGGAUUAAAAAAUUUGUCAAGAUAGUCAUUCUCGUGAGAUAACAAAUUAAAAUGGCAUCUUUCAGUCGAAGAGAGAACGAGGAGUAUGGAUUGGGAUAUCAGAACACUUUGAUGUAUGGUCGCUACACGAAGGAUCUGGGUGAGUACGCGAAGGAAGAGGCACGCAAGCUCAAGUAUCAAGAAAAAGCCAGACGAAAAUAUGAUAAAACGAGGGCCGAAGAUCUACGGAAGUCGAGGCGGGGUCCUCUAUGCCGGAAAUUGCUGGCCCUGCUGGCCUUCGCCUGGAAACACACCGGCGCCCGGCUAGGCGAGGACUGGAUCUUCCUUGCCCUCCUCGGUAUUAUUAUGGCUCUCAUCAGUUAUGCCAUGGAUCGUGGCAUUUCCAUGUGUAAUAACGCCAGGAUAUGGCUCUAUCAGGAUCUCACAACGCAUCCGGCCUUCAAGUACCUGGCCUGGGUGUCCAUGCCAGUGUGCCUUAUUCUCUUUAGCGCUGGCUUCGUGCAUAUCGUUGCACCUCAAAGUAUAGGCUCGGGUAUCCCAGAAAUGAAGACCAUCCUACGCGGCGUGGCAUUGAAAGAAUAUCUGACUUUUCGUACUUUGAUUGCCAAGGUGAUCGGCUUAACGGCGACUUUGGGCUCGGGGUUGCCACUCGGCAAGGAGGGUCCAUUUGUACACAUCGCCAGCAUCGUCGCGACGCUCCUCUCCAAAUUAGUCACGAGCUUCCAAGGCAUCUACGAGAACGAGAGCAGGAACUGUGAGAUGCUGGCCGCAGCCUGCGCGGUGGGCGUCGCUUCCUGUUUUGCAGCCCCAAUCGGCGGAGUCCUCUUCAGUAUCGAGGUCACCACGGUGUAUUUUGCAGUCAGAAACUAUUGGCGUGGUUUCUUUGCUGCAGUCUGUGGAGCCACGAUGUUUCGUCUACUGGCAAUCUGGUUCCAGCGUGAAGAGACCAUCACAGCGAUGUUCGCCACCAGUUUCACCAUGGAGUUCCCUUUCGAUCCGCAGGAGCUUCUCGUCUUCGCCCUGAUCGGCGUCGGCAGCGGGCUGCUGGGUGCUUUCUACGUCUGGCUGCACAGGCAAUACGUGAUCUUCAUGAGGAAGAACAAGAGCAUGAACAGCUUCUUACAGAAGAAUCGUUUUCUAUAUCCUGGCAUUGUGUCUCUGAUGGUCUCAUCUGUAUCAUUUCCCGUCGGGCUCGGUCAAUUCAUGGCUGGUGAUCUGAACACCCACGAUCAGGUUUUCGGAUUGUUCACUAACUUUACUUGGACGAAGGAGAAUCUCAGCGUUGAGGAGAUGAAUAUCGUGAAGCAUUGGUCAACAUCAUAUACCGAUGUCUUCAGCGGACUUCUUAGUUUUGUUUUAGUCACUUUCAUCUUUUCAAUUAUAAGUUCGACGGUGCCGGUACCAUCUGGAAUUUUUAUCCCCGUAUUCAAGAUUGGUGCUGCGCUAGGCAGAGCAGUCGGUGAAGCUAUGGCUCUUUGGUUUCCCACUGGUGUACGUUAUGGCGGAGUAAUUACACCCAUUGUACCAGGUGGGUAUGCCACGGUGGGCGCGGCCGCGUUCUCCGGCGCGGUGACGCAUACAAUAUCCGUCAGUGUCAUCAUUUUUGAGAUGACCGGUCAGAUCACACACAUCGUGCCCAUAAUGAUAGCAGUACUGAUUAGCAAUGCCAUCGCUGCGCUUUUACAGCCUAGUAUAUACGACAGCAUCAUUCUUAUCAAGAAAUUGCCUUACUUGCCUGAUCUACUUCCAUCCAGUUCAGGAAUGUACAAUGUUUAUGUGGAGGAUUUCAUGGUCCGUGAUGUCAAGUACAUAUGGCAUGGCAUUAGUUAUCAGAAACUGAAAGACAUAUUAAAAGAAAAUCGCAAACUUCGCGGAUUUCCGUUGGUGGAUAAUCCAGACUCCAUGAUUCUGCUUGGAUCGAUCCAACGAUUAGCACUAGUCAAGCUCAUCGAGAAGCACAUCGGUCGCGAGAGAAGGUUGCAGGUUGCGCAAAAAUGGCACAAGGAGGCGGAGGAGAGAGCGCGCGAGGAAAUAGAACGGCAGUUGAGGGAGCAGGAGAGGACGAGAAGACCUUCGAGAUUUGAGGUCAUCCCGGCACCGGACAUUCUCAAGAUGCAGAGGCAGAGUGUUAAUGAUCUAACGAUGUCAGCAAACAACGGCAGCGGUCCCGAUCAUCAUACGUUCCAUUCACCAGUGUUUGGAUCGCAACCGAAAAAGUCAAUUUUGAAGAAGACCAAUUCUUUCACUCUUAAAGGAUUCAGCCCGUUAGUAAGCCCGGCGGUGACACCCUAUACGACAGUUACAGGCGCGGAAAGCAGGAUUCGUUUGGCGUUUGAGGCGAUCUUCCGCAAAUCCGCCACGUUGCAGGACGUGGAUCCUGAUCCGGAGCUGGGUACCAGAGGGAGUCAAGAAGUCAUGAACGUGCAGUCUCAUACACCCAUGCUGGCUCCAAGUCCAGCGACAUCGAAGAAAGUACAAUUGCCUCGAGAGAGAGUGAUAGACAUGUCGGCCGAAGAUCAGAAAGGGUGGGAGGAGAGCGAGAUGGCACUCGAGGUGGAUUUCUCGAGGUGUCAUAUUGACCCAGCUCCUUUCCAGCUGGUCGAAAGAACGUCCUUGCUCAAGGUGCACAGCCUCUUCAGUAUGGUCGGCGUGAAUCACGCUUAUGUAACGGCCAUUGGCAGGCUGGUCGGAGUAGUUGCGUUGAAGGAGCUGAGGAAAGCCAUCGAGGACGCGAAUGCUGGUAUUCUGCCGAUGCAUCCCGAAUCGCACAUUGCCGAAUCACUCUCGAGCCUGGCGAGAAGCGAGACGGAUACAGAGAUCAACAAGAACAUCAACGCGAUAAACUCUAUAAACUCCGUGGACUGCGAGAAAGUGGAUAAAGUCUAAGGGUUUUGCCGUGUCAAAAUAAGCAAAAGCUUAUAUUGUGAUAGCCGCGUCGACGUAUAAUCGCGUGACGCGACCUAAAUAAUGCGAGAGCCGUGUUUUAUCUAAUUUUCCUUUACUCUUUCCUUGUUUUCCCUUUCACGCGUUUCGAGAGCGACGAAGUCGUUAUGUGCGUAAUGAUAUUCUCUCAAACACUUCUCUCGUACUUAAGCCUUAAGGUGAGCGAAAUAACGAAAGUCCCAAGACAAGACGCGAAUGCGCGAAAUAGUAUUAAGCGUUGCAGUUCCGUUUCGGAAUUUCUUAUUUCGUUCUAACAUAAUGUUAUGUGAGAUGCGAUCACCGAUCGUAUCCACGUUCGUAUACGCGGACUAUUUUUAUCGGAUAGAUAGAUGGAUUCGCACAUCGAGAUUCGUUUCUUAAUGAUGAUUUAAAUCGUUUUAUCUGGAAACAUCGUGAAACACGUAUGUUUUUUCGUUAUAUAUUUUAUUAGAAUAACAUUUAUUAGAAUAACAAGCAUGAUACAAGAACACGCGCGAGGUCUGGAUCGAAAUCAGACGGACUUUCGUGUCUUGGUAUCGAGCUGAGAGUAUCACCUUUAUGAAAUACUGUAAAUCGCGAAUUUAUCGCUACUAUCGACAAGCGACAAGGUAAGUUUUUUAAACGGCUGAACGGAUCUCUCGAUGGAGCGAAAGUGAUUUGUAGUGCCAAAAGCAGCGACGCUGCACUUUCCUGCGUGAUGAAACGUGCAUAAUUGGACCUAAUAUAAUAUGAUAUCGACGUAUGAGAUCAUUUAGGGUUUCUACGCUGACGCUCCUUUAGCUAGUAAGUAUCUGACCAUGGUUGUGCCAGACUAUUAUUUAUUAAUCGUUAACUAUUGUCAAUUUUAAGUAUACGAGAAGAUCAUCAUGUUGUAGAUUGAAUUUAGCAAAAAAAAAAUGCAGACAAUUCUCUUUCAUUCUUCACGAUACUUAAUUUGGAACAGCCGAGAAAGAUGCCCAUUGGAUUUCUUCUAAAAACUAG